Hibiscus syriacus is the source of this 2925-nucleotide messenger RNA. Its product is annotated as protein NLP2-like. The record is from RefSeq and is a predicted model, not a curated record. Bases 172 to 2769 code for a protein of 865 amino acids. The transcript has 3 exons. Gene Ontology annotation, molecular function: DNA-binding transcription factor activity; protein binding. NCBI's taxonomy places the organism in Eukaryota, Viridiplantae, Streptophyta, Magnoliopsida, Malvales, Malvaceae.
CCCAGGUUCUCUUUCUUUGAGCUUUAUGUUAACAGUGAGGCUUAGAAUUUGCACACAUACAACAAAGCCUCUAGACUUUUUGUUUUUUAAUUUUGUUUUGGUCCAUGAUAUUGUUUGCAAUUGGGACGUAAUAUAGGCUCUGCUUGAACUCAAAUCUCAAGCCUUGUAGACAUGGAAGGCUCUACCUUUGGGAACUUCUGUGGUGCUGCUAUGAACUUGGAUUUUAUGGAUCAACUCUUGUUUGAAGGAUGCUGGUUAGAACAGUUUUCUCCCUCUCCUUAUACUGACAAUCUUUCUAAAAACCAAUCCCCUGCUGCUGCUGCUUCAUCUUCAUCACAAGAUGGAAGCUUUAUUGUUGAAGGAUCAUGUCCUUCUUUACCUAUGAAACUCAGGCUAAUGCAAGCUAUAACAUAUUGGAAGGAAUCUACAAAAGAUAGGGAUGUUCUUAUUCAAAUAUGGGUACCUGUUAAAAGGGAAGGCAAGAAUGUUCUUACUACCAAAGGCCAACCCUACUCUGUUAAUACAAACUGCAAGAGUCUCAGAAUUUUUAGAGAUGUCUCCAUUUCCUACAACUUCCCUGCUGAGGAGGACUCAAAGGAAGCUGUUGGGUUGCCUGGCCGUGUGUUUUUGGGGAAGUUGCCCGAGUGGACGCCUGAUGUUCGUUUCUUCAGAAGUGAUGAGUAUCCUCGUAUUAGCUUCGCACUCGAGUACAAUGUUGGUGGAUCUCUCGCACUUCCGGUUUUCGAACGAGCUAGUGGACAUUGCUUGGCUGUUGUUGAGAUUGUCACAACUGCUCAAAAGAUCAAUUAUCGACCCGAACUCGAAUACAUCUGCAAAGCUCUUGAGGCUGUUGAUCUAAGGAGCUCACACAACUUCAGUCCUCAAUAUGCACUGACUUGCAAUGAGUUGUAUCAAGUUGCAUUGCCUGAGAUAGCUGAGGUCCUAAGAUCUGUCUGCAAGAUUUAUAAACUGCCUUUGGCUCUCACAUGGGCCCCAUGCUUCAAUCAAGGUAAAAGCGGAUGCCGGCAUUCAGACGAGAAUUAUUAUCUCUGUGUUUCCACCCUGGAUACUGCUUGCAUCGUGGCUGAUGACGAAUUCUUGGGCUUCCUCGAGGAGUGCUCCGAGCACCACCUGUUUAGAGGACAAGGAAUAGUUGGCAGAGCAUUCACAUCGAACAAACAAUGCUUUGCAACUGAUAUAACUGCCUUCAGUAAGACAAACUAUCCCCUCUCACACCACGCUAGGAUGUUCGGACUGUGUGGUGCGUUAGCUAUUCCGCUACAAAGCAUUUUUACUGGAUCGGUUGAAUUUGUUUUGGAGUUAUUCUUGCCCAAGGAUUGCCAUGAAAGUGAAGCACAGCAGCAUAUGCUGAACUCACUGUUCGGUUUUGUGCAACUGGCUUGCCAGAGUUUGCAUGUUGCUAUGGACAAGGAGAUGGAGGAGGAAGUGAUACUGCCGGCUAAGGAAAUGGCAGUUGCUUCCGAUGGGAGAUCAGACAAAGAAGAAAAUAAACCUACAAUUUCUUCUCCAAAGGAUAACUCACCGGAGGAGUCAUCGUGGAUCGCCCACAUGAUGGAGGCCUUGCAGAAGGGUAAAGGUGUUAACGUCUCAUGUGAAUAUCAAAAAGAACCAAAAGAAGAGUUCAAAGUGACAACCAGUUCGGAAGACGUCAGGAAAGAGUUAUAUAAUGAGCAUCUACUUUCAGAUUUUGGGCUCCAUCAAAAUGCUGGAAGCACAGGUAGUUUUGAGGGAGGUGGCGGUGAUACCUCCUCAUCCGGUGGACGUCACAUUUUAGCCCCUAAAAAGGCAGGCGAGAAGAAACGGACCAAAAUGGAGAAGACAAUCAGCUUGCAGGUUCUUCGGCAGUAUUUUGCAGGGAGUCUCAAAGAUGCUGCUAAGAGUAUUGGUGUGUGCCCUACUACACUCAAAAGGAUAUGCAGGCAACAUGGGAUCACUCGAUGGCCAUCUCGAAAAAUAAAGAAGGUAGGCCACUCCUUAAGAAAACUUCAGCUCGUAAUAGAUUCGGUCCAAGGUGCUGAGGGUUCCAUUCAAAUUGGAUCAUUCUACUCGAGCUUCCCCGAACUGAGCUCGCCAAACUUUUCCAGCAAGGGUCCUUCAUCAUCAAAAAUCAGUAGCCAAUCAAAGCCAUCAGAACCUCAACCCGAGAGUGGCAUGUUCGGUCAAGGAGCUGCUGCUCCAAAAUCUCCAACUUCAUGCAGUCAGAGCUCUGGUUCAACUACCUGUUGUCACACAAGCAUGAAACAGCUUAAUACUGGUCUCAAUGCCUUGUGUAGUGCAGAUGGGUUGGCGUUGGAAAACCACGGUGGAGCACUAAAGAGGGCUCUCAGUGGUGCUGAAUUGCAUGCCAUGAAUCAGGAGGAGCCUAAGCUUCUUGAAAGAUCCCAAAGCCAUAAAACAUUCGGUGAGCUGCCUACUGUCGAGACUUUGCCUCCCUUGCCAAGAAGUGGUGGCUGGAAUUUUCGAAUCAGGGGUGCCAUAAAAGUAAAAGCUAUGUUUAGAGAAGAUAAGAUACGGUUUAGCUUGAAACCGAAUUGGGGUUUCGGGGAUCUGCAACAAGAAAUUGCUAGUCGUUUCAGUAUCAAAGAUGUAAGCAGAAUCAAUCUCAAGUACUUGGAUGACGACGACGAGUGGGUUCUUUUGGCAUGUGAUGCUGACCUCGAGGAAUGCAUGUACGUAUACAAAUCAUCCCAAAGCAAAACAAUCAAAAUAUCACUCGAACAAGCUUCUCUUCUGAAUCUAGGAAGUUAGUUUGGUAGAAGUGCCCCAUUGUGAUACCAGGAUCAGUUCCCUGAUCAUGCCAGGGAUGGUUGGUAUUUUGGAUUCUGGUGCAAGUUGAUGAGUGUAGCAGUUUUCUUUAGGAACAUUUUGAUUUAUCUCCACACAUUAACAAAACAAUUAUGUAAA